Molecule: messenger RNA, 2426 nt
Organism: Osmerus eperlanus (European smelt)
Lineage: Eukaryota; Metazoa; Chordata; Actinopteri; Osmeriformes; Osmeridae
Gene: ccdc3b
Product: coiled-coil domain containing 3b
Exons: 3
Coding region: 312-1139 (275 amino acids)
Source: RefSeq, a predicted model, not a curated record
AUUAGAGCACCAUGUUAGACUGUAGAGCUCAGAGGUAGAGGCUGCGAAACACAGCUGAACAAAUUUGAUCUAACUUAAUGAACCCCAGUGCUGGUUUAGUUUUCGGUAUUUGUCAGUCACAUCCACGCAGUUGUAUUCCCUAAGGACUCUAAUUGUGCUUACUGUCCACAUUUUGGUGACGCGCAUUUGCGCACAAGCCUAUGGAAUACAGUUCGGUCACAGAUAGAUGAGAAUAUAUUUAUCGUGGUCAGCUUUGACUUGAUUUGAUUGCGUUUUAUAGUGGCUACGUUUGGUAAACACAAUCGCUUGCCAUGGAAUUAUUUCGGGCAUUAUUUCUGGCGACUUGGAUAAGCGGAGUGUGGGGAUGCCAGUUGCCCCACGAUUGGAGACCGCAGACUGAGGCUUGCCGCGCAGAGCUCGCGGAGAUAAUAGUUUUCGCUAAGGUGCUCGCGAUGCAUAAGGACUCGUACAGUGUUUAUAACUAUCUACCAUGGCAGUACGAUACGGACCUCUUCUUUUCUGCGGAAAUAGAGUUGCAGUGCGACCAGGCGUGGGGAAGCAUGCUGGAGGUUCCCGCUGGUUCCAGGUUCAAUGUGACCGGAUUGGGCUACUUCCCCUGCUACUCGUACAGCGUAACAGAGAACAACUCCUACUACUUUUUCCUUAGGAUGGAUGAGAACUACAGUAUCAUCCCCCAUGGCGUGAACUUCCAGGACCCCAUCUUUCCUGACACUCCGGAGAACAACCGCAUGUUUGCCAGCCUCUUUCAGUUCUCCAACUGCACGGCUGGCACCCAGGUCCACACAUACACCCCAGAGUGGGAGGCCCAGGAAGACAGCCGGCUGCUGUGUUCGACUGUGCAGAAGGCCUUGUUUGAGGAGGAAGAGCGAGUGAAGACUCUGUCCCAAAAAGUGCGUUUCCUGGAGAAGGCCAACAACCACCUGCGGGACAAGGUGAAGAACAUGAAGCGUCUACUGCGCCUGGCCAAACGGGAGACCAAAGACCAGGAGACCCUCAGCCUCAAGCAGCUCCACGACCCCCAGCCUCCACAGCCUCCACAGCCACACCCUCACCAGGACACCACCCAGGACCAGAAGAGACCCACCCUCAAAAAGACCCUGACCAAAAAGUUAAAGUGAUUCAAAACAGGCCGUUUAAAAUUACUUCCUUACCCACCACUGAAAACACACUUCAAACACAAACAUGUUGUGUGAGAUGACUGUCAGAGUGAAACACUUGUAAGUGAUGAUUGUCGUUGUUUUAUUGUCAGAAGUGCAAGAACGUGAUUAAGUUGUUUUUCACAUAUUUCAGUGUCAGAAUCCUACACAUAAACCUUUAGCAUUACAUAAGAAAUGUUUGGUAUUGUGAAUUAUGCAUUGAUUGUCAUUUUGUCCUGACUUUACUCUCUCAUCAUAUAUCCUCUCAUAAUUAACCAGUAAUGUGGCAGAUAAGCAUAAACAUCACAGACGCAAUUUUCCGUUCUGUCUCUACCACAGAAGAAGAAGCACGAUCAUGCCAUGAAAAUGUUGGUUUGGAUCAAAUCGUAUUUCCAACCACAAAUUCAGACAACGUUCAUGCCUCAUUCAAACACACCAAUCACUAAAAUGCUUCCUUUGGAUCAUGGCAUGUACUUUCAAUCCAUCAUUUCAUGCUCUUCCCAUAAACUCCAACUUUCACUGCCCUGUCAAACUACCCCAUCUUAUUUCCUACCCGCUCUACUUUGUCUGUCCUCCUACACCACUCUGUCUCUUUUCCUCUCACACAACACUUGCAGUAAAUGUUAGCCAUCAACAAUCUCAACAAGGUAUUGUGUUGAGGUUUGCCAGCGGGCCAUUCUCUCACCCUGUAAUUUGAACACACCUCUCAAUCCCAAAACAAGCAGGAGCAAAAGACUUUUCCAUUCUGCUGGCAGGGGUUUCCCAGCUAACAUUAGAGGCCAGUCUUAAGCCAGGUGAUGCUGCCAUGAUGCAACACGUUGUUGGGUAUCAGAGGGAAAGCCAAGGCAGGAAUAAGCUCUGAUGCCCUCAAGGCAGUGCUGUCGGUGCCAGGCCAAGGACCUCACACCACACUGCCAGUGUGACCAUCAAACCGAUUGCAUGGAUUACCUUUUUAUACUAAGAAGUACACAUUUGUUUUUCAUAUUCCAGUAUUUUACAAGGGUUUUUUAUUAAGUUUUACUGAGUGAAAAUUUUGUUUUUAUUUGAAACAGGGUGCUGAGCACUCAGUAUGUACAGCCACAACCCAAUGAGACGUGAGGUGGUGCAAUGAAAUGUUUCUCUGUGUCAGGACUGAGAGGAGUCCCUCGUUUCCUUUUAGAGUUGUGUUUGUCUUACAUGUUUAUUAUGUUGUCUUUAAAAAACAAAUGUCUGGUUUAUUUAACCAAGCAUAUUCACAUAUGAUUAAUAAUGAAAAAUAAACUAGUUGUC